Grammomys surdaster is the source of this 2201-nucleotide messenger RNA. It is a transcript of the gene Pgap2, whose product is annotated as post-GPI attachment to proteins 2. Gene Ontology annotation, cellular component: endoplasmic reticulum membrane; Golgi membrane. Gene Ontology annotation, biological process: GPI anchor biosynthetic process. The transcript has 8 exons. Bases 220 to 1158 code for a protein of 312 amino acids. The record is from RefSeq and is a predicted model, not a curated record. Lineage: Eukaryota; Metazoa; Chordata; Mammalia; Rodentia; Muridae.
CGACCCGCCCCCUUCCACUCGCCUCCGGGCCGGGCUGGGGCUCCCGGUUCCGAGCCCCUGGCUACGGGGUACGACCCCCCUAGCCACCACUACUUGGGGCCUUCUGCUCAAGAUCCCUCCAGGCACUGUGGAUGGAGGCGUGGGGGAGCCUUGGAACCUCAGACUAGUUUUGAAUCUCAGCUCUGCCAGUUACUAGCUUGUGGCUUUGAGUCUGACAAGAUGUACCAGGUCCCACUGACACUGGACCGGGAUGGGACCCUAGUCCGGCUCCGCUUCACUAUGGUGGCACUGAUCACGGUCUGCUGUCCACUUGUCGCCUUCUUCUUCUGCAUCCUGUGGUCCCUGCUCUUUCACUUCAAGGAGACAACAGCUACACACUGUGGGGCCACUCCUUACAGGAUGUUCUCUGCGGCCUUGGACCCCGAUGGGACCGUGUUCCGGCUCCGCUUCACAGCCUUUGUCUGGUGGGUCAUCACUUUUCCCCUGUUUGGCUUCUUCUUCUGCAUCAUCUGGUCUCUGGUGUUCCACUUUGAGUACACGGUGGCCACUGACUGUGGGGUGCCCAAUUACCUGCCAUCAGUGAGCUCUGCCAUUGGUGGGGAGGUUCCCCAGCGCUACGUGUGGCGUUUCUGCAUUGGCCUGCACUCGGCACCCCGCUUCUUGACAGCCUUUGCCUAUUGGAACCACUACCUCAGCUGUGCAUCCCCAUGUCCCGGCUAUCGCCUUCUCUGCCGCCUCAACUUCAGUCUCAAUGUGGUGGAGAACCUCGCGCUGCUCGUGCUCACCUACGUCUCUUCCUCUGAAGACUUCACCAUCCACGAAAAUGCUUUCAUUGUGUUUAUCGCGGCAUCCCUCAGUUACAUGCUUCUCACCUGCAUUCUCUGGCGGCUGACCAAGAAGCACACAGUAAGUCAGGAGGAUCGCAAGUCCUACAGCUGGAAACAGCGGCUCUUCAUCAUCAACUUCAUCUCCUUCUUCUCGGCGCUGGCUGUCUACUUCCGGCACAACAUGUAUUGUGAGGCUGGAGUGUAUACCAUCUUUGCCAUCCUGGAGUACACUGUUGUCCUAACCAACAUGGCGUUCCACAUGACAGCCUGGUGGGACUUCGGGAACAAAGAGCUGCUAAUAACCUCUCAGCCUGAGGAAAAGAGAUUCUAACCCUUUCUCUGAUGCUGGAAAACAAGAAACCACUCUGGCCUUCCCUAUCUCCAUGACCUCUCUGGGCCCUUCUCAAUCUGGGGACUGGGAGAGAAGAGCAGGAAGGGGUAUGACAAGGCCGACCCCAGCACUGCUGACUUCUCCCCACUACUCAUGGGGAUCUUCAAGAAGCAUCACCAUUCACUGAAAGGUCCUAUAAAACUGAGCUGGCAGGAAAGCUCCACCACUUGGUGCUAAAAACAGUCCUGAGGUUCAUGACUACCUAGUUUUUGACCUUUAUAUAGAAACUUUUCACCCAGGUUAGGGUCCAGAGCAAUGGCUGCUACCUGAAGAUCAUAGCUGUUUCUGCCUGGUCAUUCAUCUGACUAAAUGUGUCUAGUAAUCUACCAUGCAUACCCAGAGUGUGUAUACCCAAGUGGUAGUUCCACAAAUUUGCACAGGUGUUCUAGAUGUACCCUCUUCCCCUUCAGCUCAUCGUGUUCCUGUGUGACUGGGGGAAGUAUGUUGUAUGAUUUCUAAGGGCUCUGUCUCUGAGGUCAUCCAAUGGAAAUAGUGUUGUGCUUUGUGCUUGACAGAUAACUUGUCCCAGAAGAAGCAUCAAAUGUAGGAUAUAUUUUUUUUUUCCCAUCUAAAACCUCUGGCUCUUUGGAAUAUGUCUGUAAUCCCAGCAUGCUAGAGGCUGAGAUGGGUGGACUGCUUCAGGGUCCAUGCCAAUCUGGGCUACACAGUGAUGGUGGCACAUGCCUUUAAUCCCAACACAGCAAAGAUAGGAAAAUAUCUGUUGAGUUCAAGGCUAACCACGGCUAUACAGUAAGACCCUGUUUCAGAAAAUAAUAAUAAUAAUAAUAAUAAUAAUUAACCCUAAAAUCACAGGCUUAUAAGACCUUUCCCUCCUUUGACAAGAAGGGAGGGGUCAGAGGUAAUUUCCCUCCUCCAGAAUGGGUUCCUUGGUUUUCCUUUGUCCUCUCCACUGUCCCAGAUCCCCAGCUUUUAUUUGUAUAUUUUAUUUCAAAGGACAAUAAAUUGUUUUCUUUUGCCAACAA